AGAUCAGAUCAUCUUCCUGGUGUUUUUCUCCGGAGGGUCUAGCGUGGUGCUGAACCCCUCUUGGGGCUGCAGGAAAGUCUCCAUGCCUGUGUGUGCUGUAGCCUGGGCGGAACAAACGGCAAAGUCCACCUACCACAGUGGCUCUUCGUCCUUCUACUCCCCUCUGAGUCGUCACCUCCUCCUGCUCUGUGCCGUCAUAAUGGAGCACUUACAUAUUACUACGUCCUCUUUGGGGACAUGUCUGUUACCCCUACUGGACUCAGUACUUUAAGGAAAGCACCUGUGUCUAAUUUCUCUGUGUAUCCCCACCAAGCCUCGUGGAAGUAGAUGCUCAGUACAUUUGCUCAGAGAGUAAACGUUCAGUCUCGCAGAACCUAGUGCGUGAGUGAAGUCACCCAGGAUGGCUCAGGGAUCCGGGGAUCAAAGAGCGGUGGGGAUUGCAGACCCAGAGGAGAGUUCUCCCAACAUGAUAGUCUACUGCAAAAUUGAAGACAUCAUUACAAAGAUGCAAGAUGACAAGACGGGGGGUGUGCCCAUCAGAACAGUCAAGAGCUUCCUCUCCAAAAUCCCCAGUGUUGUCACAGGUACUGACAUUGUGCAGUGGCUUAUGAAGAACCUUUCCAUCGAAGACCCAGUUGAAGCAAUACACUUGGGAAGCCUCAUAGCUGCCCAGGGCUACAUCUUUCCAAUCUCAGACCACGUCCUCACCAUGAAGGAUGACGGCACCUUUUAUCGUUUCCAGGCUCCUUAUUUCUGGCCUUCAAACUGCUGGGAACCUGAAAACACUGACUAUGCCAUCUAUCUCUGCAAGAGGACGAUGCAGAACAAAGCGAGGCUGGAGCUGGCAGACUAUGAGGCCGAAAACUUAGCGCGACUGCAGAGGGCCUUUGCGAGGAAGUGGGAAUUCAUCUUUAUGCAAGCAGAAGCACAAGUAAAGAUUGAUCGCAAAAAGGACAAGACAGAAAGGAAAAUCUUAGAUAGUCAAGAACGGGCCUUUUGGGACGUCCACAGGCCAGUGCCAGGCUGUGUGAACACAACAGAAAUGGAUAUCAGAAAAUGUCGACGUUUGAAGAAUCCGCAAAAGGUUAAAAAGUCGGUGUACGGUGUGACUGAGGAGUCCCAGUCUCAGAGCCCCGUGCACGUCCUCAGCCAGCCCAUCAGGAAGACCACGAAAGAGGACAUCCGGAAACAGAUUACAUUUUUGAAUGCACAGAUUGACAGACAUUGUUUGAAAAUGUCCAAAGUGGCUGAAAGGUGCUGGCCACGUAAACAGGGGGGCCUGGAUCAUGGGGAGGCGUUUUGCCUCCACGCGCCACCGGCCGCUGAGCUGCAUCGAAUCAACUGGAAAGAAAACACUUGGCCCCUCCAGCCUGGCUUCCGCAGCGGCGUUUGUGCUACAGUCUGCGCCAACAGCUAGUUCCACUCUGUUAACUCACGAGAGACUCAAUUUUAUUAACGAAAUGGUCUGUUUUUAACUCUUCAGUGAAGAAGGGAGACCACCUGGGGAAUCUGUACAGAAUAAAUCUAAUCAGACAUCCCAGGACUGAACAUUUAUUCAUCCAUCCGCCACCAUUACAGCGAUGACCAAUUUCUGCAGGAAUCAAGGGCUUACAUCGGGUCUUAGUAUUUAUUGGACGUCAGAUAAACUGAGUUUUUAAGCCCGGCUCACGCAGGGAGCUGGCUGCGGGAUCAACCUGGAAGCCUUUCUCUGUCAGCCCCCGUGUCAGCCACCUCACCUUCUAGAUAAAUAACAACAAAUGGAAGCUACAAACACUUCAGCCCCAAACAAAGAGCUUGAAUUAACACUCUGCCUUCAGGAGGUUAAGGGCGUCCCUGGAUUUGGACUCAUGUCUUUGGUGGCAUCUUGCAUCUGUUCCAGGGUUUCUCCAUAGUGGCACAGUUGACAUUCUGGGCCAGAUAAUUCCUUGUUGUGCUCUUCGUGUCCUGCGCAUUGUAGGAUAUUUAGCAGCAUCCCUGACCUCUCCCCCUAGAGGCCAACGGUGCCCCCUCGCACCUUCCUAACUGCUCAGCACCACAGCUGUAACAACCAAAAAUGUCUCCAGACACGGCCAAAUGUCCCCUGGGUGUGGUCAAAAUCACCCCCAUUGAGAAUCGCUGCCAGUCCUAUUGUCCCUGAUGCAAGUGCUGCAGAAAGCUGCGGUGGCCGGGGCUCAGUGCACCCUCAGAUCCCGAUCAUUCUGGGGUCGCACUUGCAGCCCACUGCAGGCUGCCGGGCCACCUCACGCCUCCACGUCAUAAUGUGGGGCUCCUGGCCAGAGUACCAGGCCCUGAAAAUGCCAUUUAGGUCUCUUUGCUCAAAAAAAAU
Microcebus murinus (gray mouse lemur) is the source of this 2326-nucleotide messenger RNA. NCBI's taxonomy places the organism in Eukaryota, Metazoa, Chordata, Mammalia, Primates, Cheirogaleidae. The record is from RefSeq and is a predicted model, not a curated record.